Neurospora tetraspora is the source of this 834-nucleotide messenger RNA. RefSeq lists its product as uncharacterized. Lineage: Eukaryota; Fungi; Ascomycota; Sordariomycetes; Sordariales; Sordariaceae. The coding region runs from base 260 to 724 and encodes 154 amino acids. The record is from RefSeq and is a predicted model, not a curated record. The transcript is spliced from 2 exons.
GGUGGUUCCGACAUCUUUUAUCGCUUAUUUUUGGUGGUUUGUGUUUUUGGUUGUAAGUGGUGAUUGUGAGUUGUUCUUGAGACGGUUUACUUGGGGCUGGAUGGUUCGAUUUCGAGUUAUGUUAUGGAUAUGUUUCAGACAUCAGCUCAUUCGGCGGUCUGUGAUGAAUUGAAGCACGGACAUGGGAUGAUGAUUCGGGAGGAACGGAACAAGGCAAUGAGAGUUGAAUCAGUGAAGCGAUGGUCCCGGUCGCACCAUCAUGCAAGUCCGGGAGUGGUGGCGGAGAUCCGGGUCGGGUAUCCACACCUGCCCGGACACGCAACUAUUUAAAUCUCCACCGCAACUUCACCACUUUCUCUCUUUCCUCUUUUUCUUUUCUUUCCUCAUACCCCCGACUGCUUUCCCUUCGGGGGUAUCGUCGUCCGCCUUCCACCAAAGCACAUCGACCAAAAAGUCAUCAUCAUGUCUCCCGCCAAAUGACUUUUCCAUCAUCAACCUCAAAACUCGAUGCGCUCAGGACGACCACAUCAUGUUUCCUCAGUUCCGCCAACCGGCACAUUUCCGCAAUGCGCCAGCUGGCGUCGAGCACCGAGUCGAAACACCCCAACCCGCGUUCCGCCCAGGGGUUGCGAACAGAGAACCAGUAAGCGGCGAAUCCGUUUCACAAACCCGAAAGCGUUUUGAGCGCCCCGUCGCUCCGCCUAGGGUUUGCGGUUGUCAGUAAGCGACAACACAUACCCAAAGCGUUGAAAGCGACAAUCGUUCCGCUAGGGUCGGUGUUCCCCGAUUUAUUUUUUUCCUGAUCUCAUUGCUUCCGGCCUCUGAGGAAGCCGG